Gigantopelta aegis is the source of this 844-nucleotide messenger RNA. RefSeq names its product UPF0691 protein C9orf116 homolog. Gene Ontology annotation, cellular component: axonemal microtubule. Lineage: Eukaryota; Metazoa; Mollusca; Gastropoda; Neomphalida; Peltospiridae. The coding region runs from base 128 to 502 and encodes 124 amino acids. Gene Ontology annotation, biological process: axoneme assembly. The transcript is spliced from 4 exons. The record is from RefSeq and is a predicted model, not a curated record.
AGAAGAAAGCCCCUUUCGUUGAUGUCGUCGUCCAGGCGGUAGACGACUGCCAGCUAACGAUUGUCUACGUCAGACUAUACCUGUGACGUAAUAUAUAUCGUUUGGCAGUUAGUUCAUAAUAAAACAGAUGGCAUCAACGCAAGAUAUGGAUCAGAAGCCUGAAACAGAAGUAGUAGAAGCUGGAACGGGUGAAACAUCCAAGGGUACAGAAAACGCGGACCGUUCCACAACAACCAAUAUUCCUGCUCACUUGAAAACAGAAGCAAUACUAGCUAGACCGGAUAGAACAACGCCUAAGCAGGGUUUGAAGACAUUCUCUCAAUCUCAGCAUCCCAUGUACAGAACCACCAGUCAUGAAUAUGGAUCAAAGCUUCCUUCACUUUAUUCCUUGCCAACUUGCUUUCAUACAAGAAGUAACCAAUUUUCUCAGCAACAAGGUGUUUCUGGCAUGUACAAAAACCAUUCUCUGAACACUGCUGUCGAUCCCAGGUGCACCAUUUGAGAACUGAAUCUAGAUGUAAACAGAUUGACGCCAUCACCUGUGAACUUAAUUUGUUUCUCUUAAUGUGAAACAGAUAGAUAUGUUUGGUGCCAUUUUCAUCACAAGAACUCACCUGUGCACUGUUUUUGUUUUAUUAAUGACAGAUGUUGGAUUAUUUUUAGAAAAGACAAAAAUUUAACACAAAUUAUUUUAAUCAUCUUGUUUUGAAUUGUACUCUGUGUAAUGUAUACUUGUCGCAUUGUUUGUACUACAUACUAAGCAGGUAAAUCCUGCAUUGCGUUCUUAUAUAUGUACUCAUGUCACAAUUUUAUAUUAUGAAAAAGAAAUAAAGAUUGAUGAAUU